Molecule: messenger RNA, 2876 nt
Organism: Neodiprion virginianus
Lineage: Eukaryota; Metazoa; Arthropoda; Insecta; Hymenoptera; Diprionidae
Product: ketimine reductase mu-crystallin
Exons: 7
Coding region: 385-1515 (376 amino acids)
Cellular component (GO): cytoplasm
Molecular function (GO): hormone binding
Source: RefSeq, a predicted model, not a curated record
UUAGGGAACGCUUGCAACUUCGAAAUAGUUUCACUACGCAUUUGCGAUAUGUUAAAAAAUUCAGCGUGACGCGAUCUUUGUUCAGCGGAACUAGACUUGUGAUUUUUAUAUCAUAUUAUAUGGAAUAACGUGAAAAGAAAACAUCAGCGAAAGAUCAGCGGAACCAUUUUCGAGGAUUAGAAAAUACAUCGGGAUAGACGGAAACUUGAAAAACGUUGCUGCGAAUGAAAAUCUGGAAUACAGUCUAAACGAAUCACGCAUGCGCAAUGGAUCAGUCAGCAUUCGAUAUUGACCUCAUAACGUAUUUCCCAUACGUAAAAUCUGUUCAGUGAAGAUAUAACUUUGAUUCAAAGAUCUCAGUUUUUUCCUUUGUUCUAUUAAAAUAUGUUGAAGUGCCUGUGGUUGAUAUUAGUUAGCGAAUUAUUAAUUAUCGGAUACAGUGCGACCAAUACGUCGUUAACUGUAACGCCUCUUAGUGGAAAUAAUUCAGCAAGGGAGAUGGCGACCGGAUUACCAAUAUUCUUGAACGAAGCCAGAGUAUCGCAACUACUAGACGGACAAUGGUUACCCCUGAUCGAUGCUAUGCACCACGCUCUCUUGGCGUCAGCUUUGAAACAUGCUGUCCAACCUCUGAGAUCUUUGACACCCAUCAGAGACGAGGGGAUCAUGUUGACCAUGCCCGGCUACGUUGACUUCAAUAAUGAUGUCCACGAAGGCGAGCCCGUGUUGGCAUGCAAAGUAGUGACUAGUUUCACAGGGAAUUCCGAUAGAGAAAAUCCGCUGCCUAAUAUUUUGGGCACUAUACUUCUCUUCGAUGUUACCAGCGGAAAGCUAACUUGUGUAUUGGAAGCCACGGAAAUAACAGCCAAGAGAACAGCGGCAGCUUCUGUAGCGGCCACGAAUAUUUUGUACAAAAAGAGACACUCAUUGUCAGACAGUUCCGAUGAGCCGAUCGUUCUCGGUAUAUUCGGAGCCGGAGUACAGGGGAAAAAUCACGCAUUGGCCUUUCAUGCUGCUUACUCAAAUAUAUCAGAGAUCCGCAUUUGGAAUCAUCGGCUGCCCAAGGCGGAACGUUUAGUUGCAGAGUUGAAAACCCUCGGCAUUAAUCAGGCGCGGGUAGCUCGUACCGGAAGAGAAUGCGCCGAAGGAGCGGACAUCUUAGUUACGGCGACUUCUUCCUCCGAACCAAUCCUCUUCGACGAGUGGGUCAAAAAUGGCGCCCACAUCAACGCUGUCGGCAGCGGUCGUUUUCAUUACUGUGAACUGGAUUUAGCGCUCUACCGAAGGGUCAAAAUCUAUUUGGACAACGAGUCAAGCGGGCGCAACGAAUUGCGGGGGCUCGUGGUCCAGGGCAUUUCUUUGAUCACCUCCGUAGGUAACGUUUUCCUCGAACCGAAUCUGAUGCCGGGAAAACAGGAUAUCACGGUCUUCCAUUCGAUCGGCAUGGCUGCCGAAGACGCUCUGGCAGCUCAGCUUGUCUACAAACGACAUUUGCUUUCUCGCCCUUCGAACUGAUCAGGUUUUCAAUUCGUUUUAUUAGGCGAAAGGUAAGAAUGAUUACAGGAUUCCAAAUCAGAGGUAACACCCUCUAUUAAUUACGAAAGGCAACACAACUGUCGUACAGGAAACAUACUUUUCCAAUUAGACAAUAUAUCCAAUAUACGAAAGAAACUGCACCCGCGGGAUUAAGAAAAUAAGAAGUCGAAGAAUUCUGUCCAUUCUCUCAAUACGCCAUUACAAAUUUAUUUUUACACCUAAAUCCGCGGAUUUUCAUCGCCGUUUGUACACUCCGCGGUGACGUGAUAUGCAAUAUUCAGCUGAAAUUCCCGCAUGCACAGCACGUAUAAAAUACAACGACGAAGCUCUUUGUGCGCUGCAUUUUUCAUUGAAUUGUAAGGUGGAAGUGCACGUAUUUUCAAUUCACGAUAUUAAAUUUGUACGGUGAAUUAUAGUCGGGUAUAAAAUAUAAAAGUUAGUGCCUGUUACGUAUUGUAUAUUCUCAGCUACAUAAAAAUACACCCACAGAUAAUGAUGAAAAGCGUGUAACUGUAGCGGGUGAAAUAUCCAAGUGUGCCAUCGCAAUUUUAUUUACGUAAAUUUCCAUUUUAUAUGUAUACACAUGCGAUAAACUCCGCAGGAUGGACGCGGCAAUUAAAAAAAAAUAUAUUCUCCCAUAUCUCGAGGCAACGUGAGUACCGUAUAUUAAACUCGGAAAUGUUAAUUAUCCAGAGCGGAAAAAUAGUGUAUAUUCGCAUAAAUCUAUAGAAAUGUUACAUACAUUUAGAUAGCGUACAUAGAAAGCAUAACGGAGUUAUUUCACUUUCAAGUAUUUGUGAUUUUGCAUUGAUUUUUAUCGGAAACUGUCAGAUCCACCUCGCCUGUCUGAUAGUUGAAUUUGUCCUAUCCUGGUUGCAACAUUUUUAAACAUGUUACUUCUAGAUGCAGUAGGGAUUCUAAUUGUCAUUGGCUAAAAAUCUGUACGCGUAGCAAAUGUGCACGUUACGUGUAAACGAGUAAUGAAUCAAAGCGGCUUGGUGAACGUCUCUUUGAUGUUUCAUGAUUUGAAAUUUCAAUAUUCCGAACACCUACAGUCGACAAGCUGGAACUCGAACUCGUCUGUUUUCUUUGGCUUGAUCGAGACGAGAGAAAACCGUCCCAUGACGGUUAGAUCACCCUUUCAAACGGAAUAUUUCAGUUCAUAUCUCGGCUUUUCUCUGCGUCAGGCUAUGAAUAAAGCUGCUGCAGCGAGACCUUCUUUUGAACGUAAAACGAAUGGGCUCGCCAUUUUUAUCCAGCUUCGUAUAUCUCGAGUCUUGUACUCACUGUGAUUUCAGAUGGAAAAAAUUGACGUGGGUUAAAUAAAUUUUGUAACUUUU